UUUCCUCUGUGGCCGGACCCUGCUCUCAGAACUCCUUCACCUCCAUCCUCAACUGUGCUCGGCCCACGGUGUCUCCAGCCCAGAGGCUCCUGCUUUUGGGGCAUUUUGAGCAAAACCCAGCUGUUUUGGUAAAGCAGCUGCUGCUUUGGCUGCUGAAAUCUCCCACCCAGUGCACAGCCCGGGCCCCAGAGCCGCCUCCUGCCCUUCCCUCCGUGCCUGGGACACUGCAGGAGCGCAGGGGCCGUCGCCAUGUCGGUGUCGCACAGCUCCAGGCUGAACAAGCUGGUGCGGGAGCAGUACAUGAGGCUGCCCCAGGAUGGCAGGGUUCAGGUCACCUACGUCUGGAUCGACGGCAGCGGCGAGGGCGUGCGCUGCAAGAGCAGGACCCUCGAUAAGGAGCCCAAGAGCAUCGAAGAUGUCCCCGAGUGGAAUUUCGAUGGCUCCAGCACGGCACAGGCAGAGGGCUCCAACAGUGACAUGUUCCUGGUGCCCGUCUGCAUGUUCAGGGACCCUUUUUGCCUGGACCCCAACAAGCUGGUGCUCUGCGAGGUGCUGAAGUACAACAGGAAACCCGCAGAGACCAACCUGAGACACACAUGCAAGAAAGUCAUGGACCUGGUGAAGGACAGCCACCCCUGGUUCGGGAUGGAGCAGGAGUACACCCUGCUGGGCAUCAAUGGCCACCCCUACGGCUGGCCCGACAACGGCUUCCCCGGCCCGCAGGGCCCCUAUUACUGUGGGGUUGGAGCAGAUAAGGUGUAUGGUCGUGAUAUCGUGGAGUCCCACUACAAGGCUUGUCUCUAUGCGGGGGUGAAGAUCUGUGGCACCAAUGCUGAGGUGAUGCCCUCCCAGUGGGAAUUCCAGGUGGGCCCGUGUGAAGGCAUUGAGAUGGGGGAUCACCUCUGGAUGGCUCGGUUCAUCCUGCACCGUGUCUGCGAGGACUUUGGGGUUGUGGCCACUCUGGACCCCAAACCGAUGACCGGCAACUGGAACGGCGCCGGGUGUCACACCAACUACAGCACCGAGGAGAUGCGCAGAGAGGGGGGUCUCAAGCACAUCGAAGCUGCCAUCGAGAAGCUGAGCAAGCGGCACGAUUACCACAUCUGCGUGUACGACCCGCGGGGCGGCAGGGACAACUCCCGGCGCCUCACCGGCCACCACGAGACUUCCAACAUCUUCGAGUUCUCUGCCGGCGUGGCCAACCGAGGCGCCAGCAUCCGCAUCCCGCGCCAGGUCGGCCAGGAUGGCUACGGCUACUUCGAGGACCGGCGGCCGGCGGCCAACUGCGACCCCUACGCGGUGACCGAGGCCAUCAUGAGGACGACGGUGCUCAACGAGACCGGGGUGGAGACCAAGGACUACGCUGACCACUGAGGCACCAGGGUGGGUGGAGGUUCUCGUGCCUACAGUAGCUUCUCACGUGGGAUUUGUGCCUGUGCGGUGUCUUCAGCUGCAAGCUCAGACUCUAGGAACCUCGCUUCUGGUCUUGUGAAACUUCGCCUUAGAAAUACGUAUUUUAUAGCAAGAGGGAGGGGCCCAACCUAUUUUCUCAACCACUUUGUUUUUUUCUGGUUCCUGGUUUUAGGUCAUGAGGUUGUUUUUUUUUAAAAAAAAAAAAACUUGGAUUGAAUUUUUUUUCCCCGAUGGACUUUACACUGUGAUGUACAUAGAUUCCAACGUGGAUGCUGCAGCUGCUGCUGUUUGCACCUGUGGAGGGUGGGUGCUUUUUUUUUCCAUAUCUCUGUUGCAAGGAAAUGAUAAUAAAUAAUUUUCCUGGCUGCGUGGCAGCUGGGUUA
Messenger RNA from Onychostruthus taczanowskii (white-rumped snowfinch), 1796 nucleotides. RefSeq names its product glutamine synthetase. The transcript has 7 exons. The record is from RefSeq and is a predicted model, not a curated record. Gene Ontology annotation, molecular function: glutamine synthetase activity. Gene Ontology annotation, cellular component: cytoplasm. Bases 250 to 1374 code for a protein of 374 amino acids. NCBI's taxonomy places the organism in Eukaryota, Metazoa, Chordata, Aves, Passeriformes, Passeridae.